AUGAAUAGGGAAUAUAAAUAUAUCAUUUAAGCAUAUGAAUAAACAUUUGGAUACUUGUUAGAAACUUAAAGAAUAUAAUAUUAAUGGUCGACAAAUUUGACUAGCAUACAUCCAUAUUUAAAUGAAGAACGAGGAAAUCUAACUAUGGCCCUAGCUUAACUAUUUCAAUUAAUGCUAUAAAAUGAAUUUCCAACUUAAUAUGUAACGAUUACAUUGGUCACAGAUGGAAGAGAGCCAUUUGAUAUUAAUGCUAUUAUGGAAUUAUGCCAAUAGAUUAAAUUACAUUUCACAGUCUAAAUACUUUGUAUAGCAUUUGGAAAUUAAUUUCCAAUAACCUUAAUAAAUAGUUUAAAGGAUGCGAUUUAAAAUUAAGAUUUCAAAACCCAAUCAUUUUUUUAAAUUGCCCGUUCCGAUUAUCAAAGCUAUGUAUAAAUUAAGAAGGAAUUGCAAUAUGCAUUUCAAUAAAUUAGUCAAAAUUUAAUAAUGACUCCUCAAAAGCAUUUUCUCAACUUUGAAGUGUUUACCUCAAUUACAUUAAGAUAACCUCAAAAUUAUAUUGCAUCAAACGAACUGUUUUUAGCAUGGAGUGAUUAAAAGAUAAUUAUAGGGGACCAAUAAAUAGAAAGCAUCAAUUCAACAAUUUCUAUAUUGUAAUUUUUACGGAAAUCUAUAUAAAAUAUUUAUGCCAAUAUAGACCUUCAGAUUGAUCAGAUUAUUUAAGAAUUUUAACAAGCAAUAUAAUUUGUUAGAAAAAUUAACAUUGAAUCAAAAGCAGAACAUACUUAAGAACAAGAAAUUGUCAAUUUAAUUUUAAAAAUUAUGGAAUAAAUAGAAUUUGCUUAUAAUAAUUAAGACAUCAUUUCGUCAUAAUAUUAGAUAGAAUAGUUCAAGUAUUUAAUUAGUUGUGAUAACCCGAAUAAUUUUAAGGAUUUUCUUGAUAAUUCAAAAAUUACUGAAUCAUAAGGUCAAUUUCAAAACUUUGCUCUGAAUAUAAAGACCCAAUUAUAAAUAUUAUUGACUUUUAACAAUUCAAAAUAAAAUUAGGAAUAUGAAAUCGAAUUUUUUUUUAAAUAUACUAAAAUACUUAAAUAUUGCAUAAAGAACAUUUCUUAGGUUUUGGAAGCCUUACCUCCUAAUACUUUAUAAAAAACACUCUAAGAAUUAAUAGGAUCUUUAAUUAAGCUGUCAAAAGAAGUGUUUUCCUCAGAAUAUUUUAAUAUUUCUACAAUUGAGCAAUAUUAACAAUUAUUUCAAAUUAAUGAAUAUUUUCGAUACUUAAAAAGGCUAUAAACUGAAAAUAGCCUAAAUGAAAUAAAAUUAUUAAUCAAUUAAAUAUCAACUCUAGACUUAGAUAUUUAGAACCCAUUAGAUCCUUAUUUUUAAUUAAGUUACCUACCUUUACUUAAUUUUAACAAUUAGGAAUCCAUUCUUGAAAAAUAUCUCAUUUUUGUAAUUGAUAAAAGGGAGGAAUUGAAAAUAUAUACCGAUCCAUUUCUAAAAAGUUAUGGUGAGAUAUUUUCUAAGAUAUCGCAAAAAAAGCGAAUGGAGGUUUAUUGGUACAAUAAUCCUACAACAAACUUCAAAAUACAUAACAAUAAGGAUUUUGAAAAAAUCGAAUUUCAGUCAUUUAAACUUUUAUUAGAUUCCUUGAAAGACAAAUUACAUUUAAAAAAAAAGCAAAUUCAAUUAUUAAUUUUAACUGAUAACGAAUAAUCUUAUGAAAAUUUACACUUUUAGAUAAGAUAUGCUGAAUUCUCUAAUUAUAAUUUUAAAAUUAUACAUAUUUCAAUUGGAAUGAAAUUGCUGUCCUAUUUAGAAAAUAAAUUUAGUUAAUAGAAUAAUUCGUAAGCUUAACAAAACAAAGGAUUAAUUAAAAUCAUCCCUAAACCACAGUUUAGCUAAUAGACUAAUUAAGAAUAGAAUUCUUAGAGAAGUAAUAACAACCAAAAAAUUUUAUAAGAAAUUGCUAAUUAUAUAGACAUUUUAAAUUUUUGA
Messenger RNA from Paramecium tetraurelia, 1995 nucleotides. RefSeq lists its product as uncharacterized. NCBI's taxonomy places the organism in Eukaryota, Ciliophora, Oligohymenophorea, Peniculida, Parameciidae. The record is from RefSeq and is a predicted model, not a curated record. The transcript has a single exon.